Cooperia oncophora is the source of this 297-nucleotide messenger RNA. The record is from the annotation of a GenBank genome assembly. NCBI's taxonomy places the organism in Eukaryota, Metazoa, Nematoda, Chromadorea, Rhabditida, Trichostrongylidae.
AUGACGGAUUGUCGCAGCCUUCGCGACUGUUUAUUGGAGAAUGUCGACGAUUUGGAAUUUAUCACAAAACAGAUUCUCGAAUCGCUACUCAACCGAGAUAAACACCGUCGUGGAAAUGAAUCGCUGAACAGUUUGGUCACGCUGUUUGAAGGGCGGAUCAGUGAAGUCAAAAGCCUUCUCGAGAGAGUUGGCGAAUUCCGAGCCAGGGAAGACUUAAUUCGGCAGCUCGAGACAUGUGUACGUGAAAGAAAUGAGGUGAUCGACAAAUUGGAAACGAAUUUGAAAGUCGCCCCCUGA